AUGUCUUCAAUCAUACCACUAAAAGAUUACCAGAAAUGUUUCAUAGCUUUAGCCUUAGAAUCUCAGGCAUUGAAAUUUGGAUCCUUUACAUUGAAAUCAGGUAGAGUGUCACCAUAUUUUUUCAACCUAGGAUUUUUCAAUACAGGGAAAUUACUGUCCAAUUUAGCUACCUCCUACGCAAAUGCAAUCAUUCAAUCUGGUUUAAAAUUCGAUGUGAUAUUUGGUCCUGCAUAUAAGGGGAUUCCAUUAGCCUCCAUUGUUUGUGUUAAAUUGGCUGAACUUGGCGGAAUCAAAUAUCAAAACGUUCAAUACGCAUUUAAUAGAAAGGAAGCUAAGGAUCAUGGUGAAGGUGGCAACAUUGUGGGUGCCUCAUUGAAACACAAACCUGUUUUGAUUAUUGAUGACGUUAUGACUGCAGGUACUGCCAUCAAUGAAGCAUUUGAAAUCAUUGCAAAAGCUAAUGGAGUUGUCGUCGCAACAAUAAUUGCUUUAGAUAGACAAGAAGUUAUUACUAAAGACGACAGUAAUACCGAUAGUGAUAAACAACGGUUGAGUGCUACUGAAGCUGUAAGUGCAAAAUACGGUAUUCCUGUUUUAAGCAUUGUUUCUUUGAGUAAUAUCAUUGAUUAUUUAGAUGGGAAGAUCAGUGAUGAAGAAAAGAAGAAAAUCAUUGAAUAUCGUCAAAUCUACGGUGUAUAA
Naumovozyma dairenensis CBS 421 is the source of this 699-nucleotide messenger RNA. RefSeq names its product orotate phosphoribosyltransferase URA10 (gene URA10). Gene Ontology annotation, biological process: pyrimidine nucleotide biosynthetic process; 'de novo' pyrimidine nucleobase biosynthetic process; pyrimidine ribonucleoside biosynthetic process. The transcript has a single exon. The record is from RefSeq and is a predicted model, not a curated record. Gene Ontology annotation, cellular component: cytoplasm. Bases 1 to 699 code for a protein of 232 amino acids. Gene Ontology annotation, molecular function: orotate phosphoribosyltransferase activity. Lineage: Eukaryota; Fungi; Ascomycota; Saccharomycetes; Saccharomycetales; Saccharomycetaceae.